AUGAAUCCUUGUGUGUGGCUUCAAACCUAUGAUGGUUCAAUCCAACAGGUGGAACAAGAGAUUGCAAUGUUUUGUCCUUUUAUAUGUCAAGAGUUAAUAUUACUUCCUCAACAAGGAUCUUCCAAGACUUCUCCAAUAUGUCUUCCUCAACAAGUCACUCCUGCAAUCUUAACCUUAAUUCUUGAUUAUUGUCGAUUUCAUCACGUGAAAGGACGCUCAAACAAAGAACGAAAGUCUUAUGAUGAGAAAUUCGUUAGGAUAGACGCCCCUAGGUUAUGUGAGUUGACGUCUGCUGCAAAAUACCUUCAGUUAAAUCCAUUGUAUGAUCUCACAUGUCAUGCAAUAACUAGAAUAAUUGAAGGAAAAUCAUCUGAGGAGAUACGCGACAUAUUUCAUUUGCCUGAUGAUCUUAUGGAGGAAGAGAAGUUGGAGCUGAUGUUAAACCUAACUUGCGACCCAAGUAUCAGGCUUUUGAACAGCUUGUAUGCAAAGAAGAGAGAACAACUUAUAGAGCUCAAAAGGGUAACAAAGAAUGUUGAAGUUGAAGACGAAGAUGUAGUGGAUGGACGUUCAGUUGAUGAGCUAUUGUCUUUUAUUAAUGGAUCGAAUGAUGGAGAAACCAAGAGGAAGAAAACAUGCAAGAAUAAGAAGAACAGAAGAAAGAAAAAAGAUCAACAGAAGAAUUCUUCUUUGAAGGAAGAAGAUGAUCUUGUGGUUGAGUUUGAUGAUGAGAUUGAUCAGGCCUUACAGGAAAGAAUUGACAGGGAAGUCGAAGAAUUUGCACGCAGAUUAAAUUGUUCUUGGGAAGAGAGAAAAAAAGAAAUUCUUAGAGAUGCUGGCAAUCACAGGGAAAUUAUUGCAUAA
Messenger RNA from Medicago truncatula (barrel medic), 864 nucleotides. RefSeq names its product SKP1-like protein 20. Bases 1 to 864 code for a protein of 287 amino acids. The record is from RefSeq and is a predicted model, not a curated record. Lineage: Eukaryota; Viridiplantae; Streptophyta; Magnoliopsida; Fabales; Fabaceae. Gene Ontology annotation, biological process: ubiquitin-dependent protein catabolic process. The transcript has a single exon.